UGAGGGGAGGUCAAGGUUUAGGCUCUCCGUGAAGAUGGCGGCGCUCCGUGUGUCCGGCGUUGCUGCAAGUGGCUUGACGCGGGCCUGCUUGGGGGCAACACGCAGAGAACUUUGGUCUCUCACCAGAAAAAAAAAAGAACCAGUGGUGGCUGCACCAGUAGAAGAGAUGAGGAAAGAACCUGUUCUGGUGUGUCCACCUUUACGAAGCCGAGCAUACACACCACCUGAAGAUCUCCAAAGUCGUCUGGAAUCACGUCUUAAAGAAGUUUUGGGUUCAUCUCUUCCUAGUGAUUGGCAAGACAUCUCCGUGGAAGAUGGACAUAUGAAGUUCAGUCUCCUGGCACACUUGGCCCAUGACUUGGGCCAUGCAGUACCUAACUCCAAGCUUCACCAAAUGUGUAGAGUUAGAGAUAUUCUUGAUUUCUAUAAGGUCCCUGUUAAAGAUAUCUCUAAGUUUGAUGAACUUACUGUCAGUAAUUUGCCUCCUAAUUUGAAAAUCACCUGGGGUUAUUGAGCAAUUCAGAAAACGGACACACUGAACAUAAUUUUGUUCUGAGCAAGUUGAAUGCUUAUUGGACCUUUUGAUACUUCAUGUUUUAUAAAACAACUUUCUGUAGAAGAUUAAUAUCUCUGUCUUGUUCUCUCUUUUCUCAUCAUGAAUCAACAAAUAGCAGGCUUUUUUCCUGUUUUUCUCAUUUGCUGAAGCUGUUUUUUAAAUAGAGUUUAGUCAUUAAUAAUUUAUGGAAAUUUUUCUUCAGAGGACAUUGUAACUUGGGUUUAGGAUAGUAGGCUAUUACAAAUUCAGAUGUUGUCUUUACCCUUUCUAGGUAUAAACUAAUAGUUCGUGAAAAUGCCCUCAUUAGGGCUCUAAGAUCUAAGAUGAAAAUAGUAUACAUUACAAUCAUAUACAAAUGGGGGUAUUUGUAUUAGAUUAAAUAAUUAAAAUAAACAUAAAGGUGUGCUGUAUAUUUUAGAAGGUUGUUUUGUCACUGUUGACUGUUUGAAUAGACUAAAAAAUGCAGUACAUUCAUGGUUAAUUGCUUAGAAUUAAAGUAAAUUUCUUAAAAUA
This is a messenger RNA of Dipodomys spectabilis (banner-tailed kangaroo rat), 1069 nucleotides long. It is a transcript of the gene Mrpl50, whose product is annotated as mitochondrial ribosomal protein L50. NCBI's taxonomy places the organism in Eukaryota, Metazoa, Chordata, Mammalia, Rodentia, Heteromyidae. The transcript is spliced from 2 exons. Gene Ontology annotation, cellular component: mitochondrion; mitochondrial large ribosomal subunit. The record is from RefSeq and is a predicted model, not a curated record. Bases 35 to 514 code for a protein of 159 amino acids.